AGGUGUAUCUACCGGCAUUGUGCAUUAAGGCAUAACGGUGGUCUCGUAGAAUCUCGAAAAGUGCUACGAUUGUGUUAAAAGAUUUCUGUGAUUCAAGCAAUAAAUUAUAUAAAAGCAAUCAGAAUGGUUUUAAACGUACCGGUAUUGAAAUUCUACAACGGCAAUGAGGUACCGGCUUUCGGUUUGGGCACAUGGAAAUCCAAACCCGGAGAAGUCACUCAGGCUGUUAAGUACGCAAUAGAUAUUGGAUACCGCCACAUUGAUUGUGCUCACGUAUAUGGGAACGAAAAGGAAGUUGGUGCUGCUCUUAAAGCAAAAAUUGAAGAAGGUGUUGUAAAAAGGCAGGACCUUUUUAUUACGAGCAAAUUAUGGAACACUUACCAUAAAACAGAGUCGGUCGAACCUGCCAUUAAAAAGACACUGGCUGACUUGGGUCUUGAAUAUUUGGAUCUUUACCUUGUUCAUUGGCCAAUGGCUUAUAAAGAAGGCGAUGAAUUAUUCCCAAAGAAUGCUGAUGACUCUAUAGCCCUAAGCAAUACAAAUUAUCUAGACACAUGGAAGGGUAUGGAAGGUUUGGUUUCCAAGAAACUCGCUAAGAACAUUGGUGUUAGCAAUUUUAAUUCUGAACAAAUAGAAAAUUUGCUUAAAAAUUGUACCAUUAAGCCAGUUACAAACCAAAUUGAAUGCCACCCAUACCUAAAUCAGAAGAAGCUCUCGAACUUCUGUAAAGAGAGGGGUAUUCUCAUUACUGCAUACAGUCCCCUUGGAUCUCCGGACAGACCAUGGGCUAAACCAGACGAUCCGAAACUGAUGGACGACAAAAAGUUGUGUGAACUUGCAAAGAAAUAUAAUAAAUCACCUGCUCAAGUUCUAAUCAGAUAUCAGCUGGAUCGUGGACAUAUAGUAAUACCAAAAUCAGUUACAAACUCACGAAUUGCUGAAAACUCCAAUGUCUUUGACUUUAAACUCAAUUCUGAUGAUAUCGCAUACAUCGACACUUUUGAUUGCAAUGGCAGAAUUUGUCCGAUGACAGGCACGGAAUCAAGUCCUCAUUUCCCCUUCCAUAUUCCUUUUUAAAUGAUCGAGGUAAAUUAAGAAUAGAUAUGUACAAAUUGGUAUUGUAAAAUUUACAAUGUUUCUUUAUAUGUUCCUUUUUUACGAAAACUUCGUAUAAAAUAAAUUACACUUUAAUUAAAACAUCUGUACAUUAAUU
Colletes gigas is the source of this 1213-nucleotide messenger RNA. Its product is annotated as aldo-keto reductase family 1 member B1-like. The transcript has 5 exons. The record is from RefSeq and is a predicted model, not a curated record. The coding region runs from base 124 to 1077 and encodes 317 amino acids. Gene Ontology annotation, cellular component: cytosol. Gene Ontology annotation, molecular function: aldose reductase (NADPH) activity. Lineage: Eukaryota; Metazoa; Arthropoda; Insecta; Hymenoptera; Colletidae.